GCGAUGCUAACGCUAGCUAAACUGUAACCUAGUUUUUUAUUUGUAACGUUUUUAAGGAUUAAUUUUCAAAUGUAGAAUUUGAAUGUCAGUUCGGUUCAUAUUCUUUACAGAACGAGUUUAAUCUUAAAUAUUUACGCGAAGAAGACACGUAAGAUUUAUGAGGCUAAUUAGUUAGCGAGCUAGCUGUAUGUUCUGAACCGUGUGUGUAUAUGAAGGCACAGGCUGCUGAAAAUCAAACCCAGAGUGAAGAUGACACCAUGGUUCCGGUUCUAACAUCUAAACGAGCCAGUGAACUUCCUGUAAACGAAGUGGUGUGUGUACUGCAGGCCGACCUUCAGCUCGGCCUCUCUCACGAGGAGGUGAUCCGGCGGCGAACCUACCACGGCUGGAACGAGUUCGACAUCAGCGAGGAUGAACCACUCUGGAGGAAGUACCUCUGUCAGUUUAAGGAUCCUCUCAUCCUGCUGCUGCUGGUGUCGGCGGUGAUCAGCAUGCUGAUGCGGCAGUUUGACGACGCCAUCAGCAUCACCGUGGCCAUCGUCAUCGUCGUUACUGUGGCCUUCGUGCAGGAAUAUCGCUCUGAGAAAUCCCUGGAAGAGUUGGGAAAGCUAGUGCCUCCGGAAUGCCACUGUAUAAGAGAUGGACGGUUAGAGAAAAUGUUGGCGAGGGAUCUGGUUCCUGGGGAUACAGUUUGCCUGACGGUGGGAGAAAGGGUCCCGGCUGACCUCCGCCUGUUUGAGUCUGUAGAUCUGUGUGUAGAUGAGUCCAGUCUCACAGGAGAAACCACCCCCUGCCCCAAAACCUGCGCCCCUCAGCCGGCCAGCAGCGACAUCACGUCCCGGAGUAACAUCGCCUUCAUGGGGACGCUGGUGUGCUCCGGCAAGGCCAAGGGACUCGUCAUAGGAACGGGGGAGGACUCCGAAUUCGGCGAGGUCUUCAAAAUGAUGCAGGCGGAAGAGGCACCCAAGACCCCUCUGCAGAAGAGCAUGGAUCUUCUGGGGAAGCAGCUCUCGCUCUACUCCUUCUGCAUCAUAGGUGUGAUCAUGAUUGUGGGGUGGCUGCAGGGCAAAUACAUCCUGGACAUGUUCACCAUCGGCGUCAGCCUGGCGGUAGCUGCGAUCCCGGAGGGUCUGCCCAUCGUGGUGACGGUUACGCUCGCUCUGGGAGUGAUGAGGAUGGUGAAGAAGAGAGCCAUAGUCAAGAAGCUGCCCAUCGUGGAGACGCUCGGCUGCUGUAACGUGAUCUGCUCGGACAAAACGGGGACCCUCACCAAAAACGAAAUGACCGUGACUCACGUCUUCACGGCUGACGGACAGAGAGCGGAGGUGACAGGGGUGGGGUAUAACGGUGCUGGAGAGGUGCUGCUGGAUGGCAAGGUGGUGCACGGAUUUUCCAACACCGCUGUCUGUAAGCUGGUCGAGGCCGGUUGUAUUUGUAACGAUGCGGUCAUCAGGAACAACACUCUGAUGGGGCGACCAACGGAGGGCGCUAUCAUCGCUCUGGCCAUGAAGGUGGGUUUGGAAAGUGUGCAGCAGGAAUUUGUGCGUCUGGAAGAGAUCCCGUUCUCCUCCGAGCAGAAAUGGAUGGCGGUUCGAUCGGUCCAUCGUACGCAGCAGGAUAAGCCGGGCAUGUUCUACGUGAAAGGAGCUUUUGAGAAGGUCAUCACGUUCUGUAAGACCUACCACAGUAAAGGAGCGUCGCUGCCUAUCACCAGCCAGCAGAGGGAGCUGUACCAGCAAGAGAAGAGCUACAUGGGCUCAGCAGGACUCCGAGUUCUAGCCUUUGCCUCUGGUACUGAGUUGGGCUCUCUGACGUUCCUGGGCCUGGUUGGCAUCAUCGAUCCCCCGAGGAUGGGGGUUAAAGACGCCGUGACGACACUCGUGGGCUCCGGCGUGUGUGUGAAAAUGAUCACAGGAGACUCGCAGGAAACCGCAGUGGCCAUCGCAAAUCGACUGGGUCUGUACAUGAAAGGAUCUCAGAGUUUAUCUGGGGACGAGGUGGACAGGAUGGACAUUCAGCAGCUCUCACAGAUCGUACCCAGGACGGUGGUGUUCUACAGAGCGAGUCCCAGACACAAACUCAAAAUAGUCAAGUCCCUGCAGAACAUCGGCGCGGUGGUGGCGAUGACCGGUGACGGCGUGAACGACGCUGUGGCUCUGAGAGCGGCCGAUAUCGGCAUCGCCAUGGGUCAGUCGGGCACUGACGUGUGUAGGGAGGCGGCGGACAUGAUCCUGGUGGACGACGACUUUCAGACCAUCAUGUCCGCCAUCGAGGAGGGAAAGGGCAUCUACAACAACAUCAAGAACUUUGUACGAUUUCAGCUCAGCACGAGCAUAGCCGCCCUGGCGCUCAUCUCUCUGGCAACUCUGAUGAACUUCCCUAACCCGCUGAAUGCCAUGCAGAUCCUCUGGAUCAACAUCAUCAUGGACGGACCACCUGCUCAGAGUUUGGGUGUUGAACCGGUUGACGUUGAUAUUAUUCGUAAACCUCCACGUAACGUACGAGACAGCAUACUCACACGCAACCUGAUCGUGAAGGUGCUCGUCUCGGCCUUCAUCAUCGUCUGCGGAACGCUCUUCGUCUUCUGGAGAGAGCUGCGAGACAACGAGAUAACACCACGAGACACCACCAUGACCUUCACCUGCUUCGUCUUCUUCGACAUGUUCAACGCCCUCAGCUCUCGCUCCCAGACUCAGCUGGUGCAUGAGAUGGGGCUUUGCAGUAACAGGACGUUCUGCUUCGCUGUCCUGGCCUCUAUCAUGGGGCAGCUGCUGGUCAUCUACUUCCCUCCACUGCAGGCGGUCUUUCAGACCGAGAGCCUCAGCAUUCUAGAUCUGCUCUUUCUGGUGGGCCUGACGUCAUCGGUGUGCGUGGUGUCCGAGCUCAUAAAGGUGGUGGAGAGAUGGAGAAAAGAAGUAAGAGAGGAAAAAGAGGCAUCGGACGCCUUCCACGACGUAUGACGAACGUUGGGUCUCGUGAAGAUCGAACAACUGAUUGUGAGGACCGGGGGGAGGGCUGAAGUUUUGAGUUUAUUGGAUUUGCACUGGGUCUUCAAACUCUUGGACUUCAAUAUGGAGCAGAAGGACAGGUCAGGUGUCUUCUGAUGAGCAGGAAGGUCUGUCGUUGAAUUAUGACAGGAGGGCCCAAGCUGGACUUCAGUAUGCUUUAAGACUCGUCCAUGAAGUAUGUUUAUCAGAUCCUGUGGCUGUGGUUACAGUGGUCGGUGACGUUCUUGUUUCUGAUGCUCUAGGGCCGACACCUUUAUUAUUUGGGUCUCUCUCUUUUCCUGAACUGUUGCUGGUUGUAGUUUUGUGGAACAAUAUGGUUAAAACUAACGCCUUUGCAUUUUUGCAAACGAUGCUUGAAUAAUUGUGUCAACUAGGCAUGUGCCAAUAAUCGUUUAUACGAUGUACAAUUUUAUAUGUUUCAUAUUUCAGUAAGUGUUUAGUACACAUGUUCCUUUUUGGAGCAGCUCUCUAGAUAAGCAGCUUCUUUGAUCUUUAUAAGGUUCCCUCAGAUGCUGUCCAAAACAAUCAUGAUACCAACCAGAAAGUGAAAUAGCACUUACAAUACAAUAAAUUUAACAUCAGCACAUGCCUAAUGUCGGAGGAAAUGUUCAGUUUCAAUAUUCUGUACUAAUCAAUCUAUUUAUAUUUACACAGCAUCACACGGCGAUUUUAUACACGCUGGUUAUGCACUGAUUCAUUAUGAACAAGGUGAAGGUUUAUUGUAAGCACUGAAAUAACGAUUCCCUUUAAUAGUGUCCUGAUUUUUAAUGUUACAUUUAUUUAGGGGAACUUUAAUACUGUUAAAAACAUCAAAACUAAUGAUAUGACUGCAAAAAAAGAAAUAUAAACGUACAUUAUUUAUCCCAGAUAACCACAGAUGCUCAGUCAUGUAGGCUUGGUGUCUGAAGUUUGCACUGCAGCUAUAAGAUGAACAGAAGUUUCACUCACCUAAGAACAUUUCUUAUGAACCAGAACUUUAGAUGCAUCUUAAAUAUCUGAUCUGAUCAAAAUCUAUGAAUAAUGUCCAUGUAUGGCCAAAAGUAUUUGGACACCUGACCAUGAGCUUGUUGGACGUCCAAUUUUAAAGACAAAUGGUAUUAAAACAGCAGCCGCUCUUUUAAGGCAUCGUCUGAGAAGACUAUAGAGUAUGUCGGUCAGAAUUUGUGCCCAUUCAGUAGUGCAAAAGAGCAUUUGUAUGGCUGGGCACCGAUGUCCACCAAGGAAGCCAAUCCACCACAGGGCUUCGACCCCUCAGCAGACGUGUUGAAUAGCAUGUCUGUCUAAACAAUGUGAUUUAAAGUGAGCACAUACAGAUUUAUACAUGUAUUUAUUUAAAAAUACUUUAUUUUUAAUAAUUAAAUAGCAAACUUCAGACACCAGUUGUCUAACUGAUGGACUGUAACUGUAGGGGACGUUGUUUACACUUCAUUUGCGGCUACACGGUUCCUGAGGUACCACGUUCGCUUGGUUUUCAUCUGGUACUAAAACACUGAGCACUGUAACAGAUAAAGCCAAAUUUAACUGAGUUUAUUUGAGGUUUUAUUUCUCUUUUCAGGUCAGUGUAGUUGCAGUAGAUCGAUUUUGUGUAGGAAGGAAACGUAUGCCGUGCUGUAUUGGUUUACACGAGUCCAUCACAGUAAACAGUGUACAGUAGUGCAUCUGAAAAAUCAAACACAGUCGCAUCACCUCUACUGAAGAGAUUUUAAACAGUUUACAAUAACACACGUCUGGUUUGAUGCUGAAUAAAAUGAUGAGGUCUGUUUUAUAACUGGUACAUGCCUAGUUGAUGCCAGUGAGCCCACAUUUCCCAGCUCCACUUUCUUUCUUCAUAUUGAGGAAAAUAUUAAUGCAGUUUAUCGUCAUUUCUUUAUUAGCAGUAACUGGUUCUCUGCUGCCAUGUUUAUUCUUAUACGCCAAUCACUAGAAUUAAUUAACAAAUUUUCUCUUUUUUUGGUCACCGUAGUUACCUGUAUAUCUUAUUUUCACCAGACUGGUCACGAGCUACAGUGGAAUUGGGGAUUAAUAUUUUUUUAGAUUGUAUUUAAUUUAUUUUGCGUUAUGCACAAUUAAGUUAAUGAUCUGUUAUGUCGAUUUCAGAACAUGAUUGUACAUUAAAAUUUCUACAACUCUUUA
Molecule: messenger RNA, 5141 nt
Organism: Trichomycterus rosablanca
Lineage: Eukaryota; Metazoa; Chordata; Actinopteri; Siluriformes; Trichomycteridae
Gene: atp2c1
Product: ATPase secretory pathway Ca2+ transporting 1
Exons: 27
Coding region: 210-2960 (916 amino acids)
Biological process (GO): intracellular calcium ion homeostasis; calcium ion transmembrane transport; manganese ion transport
Cellular component (GO): plasma membrane; endoplasmic reticulum; Golgi membrane
Molecular function (GO): ATP binding; P-type calcium transporter activity; ATP hydrolysis activity
Source: RefSeq, a predicted model, not a curated record